AACUAUAGUUCCUACAGAAGCCUGCAGUGUGGCUCCACCUUUAGGCGAAAGAAUUCAUUAGUUCCAUGGAAACGUAGGAUAACAGUUGGCGAGAAUCGUGUUCCGGACCCGUGGAGCUCGUUUAAACAAAAACAACGCGUCGUUUGUUGCCGAUAUCGUUCCCGAUACCGUCAGGGAACCGAUAAACCUAACCUCUCAGGCUUUCCCAGACCUGUAACAUAACGCUCCGGUCACGGGGAGUCCGGGGAUCGCCGUGGUCGCGCAUGAUCGGACGAGAAGCGAAUCUUUCUGUGUCAGAAAAAUUCCGUCGGUCUGUGUGCACGCCUCGAACGAUGUACUGUUAUCUGUGAAAGCCGUCGCGAAACGUAAACACGCUCCAUUCCCAACGGUCGCGCGUUAUUUUCGUUCCGAUAUCGUCCGUGGCAGUUAGCAUGACCACCGUCGGGGUUUGUUUUCGCGGUACGGGACGACGAUCCCCUGUGCCAGCGAUUACGCGUGUCAGCCUGCACGGCCGUGUACGUUCAACGCGGCCGAACGACCGUUUCUCGUAGAACAAUUUCAAUUUUCUGUUGAUUAUGGAGGAGGACCACGCAACGGAAAGCAUCUUGCCGCGAUUACUUUUAUUUACGGCCGCAGACCGAGUCGACCGAGCAUAAACAUGGCGGUCGCGCUCUGUGAUGAUUACUCGUGUCAGUUUGCACUCGAGGAAGCCCUGGAAUGGAAAUAACGACGGAAUGCGCGGACCAGAGAUAUCCAGCUUCGAUAAUAUCGUCGGAAAUGGGCGAAUAAAGUUUCGAGUAUUGAGGUAUAUCCGUUUAAAAGGAGCUUCCAAAUCAAUGCAGUACACUUUCUAGGCUGCUCUCUGGGUGAGCAAUGAAUGUAUUCCGAAUUUUGACGCCGUGUGUAUUGCAACGCAGACGACCAAAGGAGGUAGAUAAUUCCGAUAAAAGGGAUUGCUGGUUCGUGAAAAGACGGCGUGGAGAUGCUUCUUACAUGAUACAUAGAAUGGGUGCUUCUGCAUCGUCAAGCAUCACCAGUGUAGGUGGAGAUUCGGUCCAAGCAGCUAGGCUCUCAUCUUCUGGUAAUCCUGAUCAACAUGGCAUUGCUAUCAGGGAAAAGAAGAAGAAAAUGACGGGGUUUGCGACGUUGCGCAAGAAGUUCAUUCGAAGACGUCGUUCUUCGAAGGCCUGCGAUCACGGUAGGAUAAUACGUGAUCUGGUGUCGACAUGGAGUCACCUGGAGGCAACGGCGCUCCUGGAGGAGUACGAGGCGCUGGCUGCGUUAAAGGAUCUCCAUGUCCAAGCCGAGUUGGCCAGGCCACCAGCAGCCACGUACAAGCAGGACUUGUCUAUGUUGUACGACUACAAACAUUGCUCCGAUGUGGAUCUCGUCUACCGAGGAGCGUGUUUCCCCGUUCACAGGGCCUUAUUGUCGGCGCGCUGUCCGUACUUUAGGGACCUGCUGACUGGAUGUCCGGGAUACGGUGCUAGGAUAUGCCUGGAGCUGAGAACGCCGAAUCUCGAAGUGCAAAUGUUCUCUGCCCUGCUGCGUUAUCUCUACACUGGUGAUAUUUGUCCGCACGAUGCAGCUCUGGAGGCGAACCUUCUGCGAAGACUGGGGGAAGAAUUCGGCACGCCUAACCCGCUGGAGCACGAUCUCAGAUACUUGCUCGACACCGGUGAUUACGCGGACGCGGCGCUAGUGUUCACGUCGGACAGUGAUUACCAGAGACCAGAUAGUGGAAGUUCAGAAUACGGAUUCCGGCCAAAGUUAGAACUGCCAUGUCAUAAAGCGAUACUUUCUGCGAGAUCUCCGUUCUUCAGGAACUUAAUACAAAGACGGACUAGAUCGGGGGAAGAUCACACAGAAAGGGCGCUUCAUAUACCUACUAGAAUAGUUUUGGACGAGAGUGUAAUACCCAAAAGAUACGCCAGAGUAUUAUUACAUGCAGUGUAUUUAGAUACCGUUGAUUUAUCGUUAAUAAUGAGAGGUAAUGGUUGCGGAAGCAGCGCUGGUAGUCUCGGAGAGGUUCAAGCUCUCACGCAUACCGGACGAGUUCGACCAAGCCCCUUAGAGGAAGCAAUGGAAUUGUACCAAAUCGGCAGAUUUUUGGAGCUAGAUAUAUUGUCACAGGGUUGUGAAGAUCUUAUUUUAGAAUAUCUUACAUUGGAAUCGCUUCCAGCCGUCUUGAAGUGGGGCAGUCAACCUCAUGGAUCCGCAUGGGUACACAGACAAGCGUUGCAUUACUUGCGAGAGGAAUUCCAGCCGGUCGCAUCUUCCUCCAUCCUCCAUCAGUUGGAUCACGCGCACUUGGUGAACGUUUUGCAAAGCCACUUUUUGCAAGCUAGCGAGCUUGAAAUACUGCAGGCAGUACUCAAGUGGGGAGAACAGGAACUGGUGCGUCGCAUGGAAGACCGGGAACCUAAUUUACUCAGUCACACGGUGCACUCUGUGACCAGGAAGGGUCUGAAGAAACGGGAUCUGAGCGACAUAGAGCUACGAGAGAUACUCAGCGAGCUUCUUCCACUCGUCAGAAUGGAUCACAUUCUACCGCCCAACAGCGAGACGCUGGCUCAGGCUAUUAGAAGAGGAUUGGUUUCAACCCCACCGAGUCACAUGAUAGGGGACGAGAGAGAGAACCUGCGUAUGAAUGCUUGGAUAAGGGGAGGGAAGAAAAAUGGAUUUUUUGUAAGGCCUCGUCUGUUCAUGCCUUAUUACGAGGAAAUAAAGUCUUUAGUUGAGGAACAAAUGGUCCAAGAAGCAGAUUUGGUGAGACUGCGAAGGCCACGGUACGUGGCCGAUAUUCCCGAUGCCUUGUACAUGGUUGACGAGAAACCGAGACCAAUCGGCACAGCCGGCGUGGAUGUUCUCGCCGCGGCGUUUCCAGUUCCAGAUUCCGUGACCCUGGCAGCUAUGAUGAAACGGGAGCAGAAAUUGAGACAGUCCCCCAGUUGUCAGAGGGCGAUCAGUUUACCGCUUUCGUCGCGCCACGAGAUCAACAGGCAAGUGCGGCUGCGCGUCGUGAGGGAAUUCAACUUACCUGACACGGUGGCGGAUCUCCUGGAGAACACGGGCGCGUACAACGCGAAGGAGCAAAACGAGAGGCUGACCGACAUCGAAGACAUGGAUUCACCAGGCAUGGGGAUCAACGGGAGAACAGCCCCGCCAUUGUGCUACGGAAGAAACAUGACGUUCCCGCGGCCAGCUUCAUCCUGCACGCACAGACACGAGCUCCCGGCUAUAGUCACAGAGGGCGAAAGCUGUAGACUUCUUGCAGAGCAACAAGAGAGCAACUCGUGCAGCGAUGGACAGCUGUCGGGCGUGAUGCCAGACGUGGCAAUGGCGACAGCCUCCUUCGGAGCUUUGCAGCUGAUAGAGGAGCAAGAGCUGGAGCUGGAUCUCGGUGAUGGUACCUCUCACCUUCUGCAGCACGUGUCGCCGUCGAACGGAACGAUGGGCUCGCACAGGUCCUCGCUUCCUCACCAACAUCAGAGACAUUACUCCGGUCCUCCCCCUCCACCGUACAUGUACCACCGUGCUGGCACUGCCUUACCGAGAUUUAUUUAAGAUUUCUAGACCGUAAGAAUUGUAUAGCGACUAACUUGGACCCUCGUGAAAGCGUUCGAUUCCCAAACAAAACCGAAAUAAACAGGUGUACUCUUCGUGUACUGCCACGACUGCAUCCCAGGGGUGCGUCCCUUGUUCGCGGAACAGCCCGCACGUUUCAGGAUUUAGCUAGACAAAGGUAACAUUCGGUUCGACACGCUUACGGAAAUCCGCUCGUUCCUUGCACAGAGUGUUUUCUUUUUUAAUCGCUUAGCGAAAGGACACCCGGUAGGUGGGCAAUUUACGCGAGCUUUCUGCCCGUAGCGACCAACGGCGUUUAAGGUUCUCGCGGCUGGCUGGUAGGAGACGCUU
Hylaeus anthracinus is the source of this 3918-nucleotide messenger RNA. Its product is annotated as BTB/POZ domain-containing protein 7. The record is from RefSeq and is a predicted model, not a curated record. Gene Ontology annotation, molecular function: protein binding. Gene Ontology annotation, biological process: morphogenesis of a branching epithelium. Bases 874 to 3567 code for a protein of 897 amino acids. The transcript has 12 exons. Lineage: Eukaryota; Metazoa; Arthropoda; Insecta; Hymenoptera; Colletidae.